GCUAGCCUGCACUGCUGUGCUCUGCUCCAGCAUAUGCCUGUUCAGGGUUUGGAGGGAAGGAAUCACUAGUGUUCCUUUGCUAUAACCUUGAGGGAGUGCAACCAAAAGUUUUUACUGCUACGAGUGUGUGAAUUCUUCACACGAGGAGGUGAAACGAGAGAACAUUUUGUUCUUCAGUUUUGUUUGAAAUUACUCUUUGAAAGAAAUCCUCCACCCAUGCACUCACCGCUGUGUUUUUAUUGGACAACGUGGAAGAUACAAUAGAUGAAGAAAAGAACAGGCAGCAACAUUUUCAAGCUUGUGUUGUGCCUUACUGAGGCACAGCAGUGAGGGAAUCUUGGAAGAGGAAGAUAAACCAAGGCAUUUUGGAUGUACAAUACCUUGAUCUUCAGGAAAACCCGUUAAAGGAUUUGAUACCUUUUUAGUGGGAAAGAUUUCCUUUGCUGUGCUAUGCAGGAUAACUCCCAUUCACUCUGUAUCUGAGAGGAAUAUUUAGGAGAGAAACCCAGAAUGGCCAUGGAGUGGGACCACAGAGACAGAGAGCCUUGUUUGUCCCCAGCAGCAUUUGUUAAUCAGGUGCAAUACUCUAACAUCCUGGAAGGAAGGUUUAAACAGCUUCAAGAUGAGCGUGAAGCAGUACAGAAGAAGACUUUCACCAAAUGGGUGAACUCUCACUUAGGCCGAGUGACCUGUCGCAUCGGUGACUUGUAUACCGACCUGCGUGAUGGCCGCAUGCUAAUCCGCCUUCUGGAAGUGCUCUCAGGAGAACAGCUGCCAAAGCCCACUAAGGGUCGCAUGCGUAUCCACUGCCUGGAGAAUGUUGACAAAGCCCUGCAGUUUCUCAAGGAGCAAAAAGUCCAUCUAGAAAACAUGGGCUCACAUGACAUUGUGGAUGGGAAUCACCGUCUUACUCUGGGUCUCAUCUGGACCAUCAUCCUUCGCUUCCAGAUCCAGGACAUCAGUGUGGAGACAGAAGAUAACAAGGAGAAAAAAUCAGCGAAAGAUGCCCUGCUGCUUUGGUGCCAAAUGAAAACUGCUGGAUACCCUAAUGUCAACAUCCACAAUUUCACUACCAGCUGGAGAGACGGUCUGGCGUUCAAUGCCAUUGUGCACAAACACAGAUCUGACCUGAUUGAGUUUGACACCCUGAAAAGGUCCAAUGCUCACUACAAUCUCCAAAAUGCUUUCAAUGUGGCUGAGAAGGAGCUUGGCCUUACCAAGCUGCUUGAUCCAGAAGAUGUUAAUGUUGAUCAGCCUGAUGAGAAGUCCAUCAUUACCUAUGUGGCAACCUACUACCAUUACUUCUCAAAGAUGAAAGCCCUGGCAGUGGAGGGUAAAAGAAUCGGCAAGGUGCUUGACUAUGCGAUUGAAGCAGACCAGCUGAUAGACAAGUAUGAGACCCUGGCCUCAGAGCUGCUGCAGUGGAUUGAGCAGACUAUAGUGACGCUUAAUGAUCGGCAGCUAGCUAACUCACUGAGUGCUGUGCAGAACCAGCUCCAGGCCUUCAACUCCUACCGAACUGUGGAGAAACCCCCGAAAUUUACAGAGAAAGGAAACUUGGAAGUUCUCCUAUUUACUAUCCAGAGCAAGAUGAGAGCUAACAACCAGAAAGUGUACAUGCCAAGGGAGGGCAAACUCAUCUCUGAUAUCAAUAAGGCAUGGGAACGACUGGAAAAGGCUGAGCAUGAACGUGAGCUUGCACUCAGAAAUGAGCUGAUUCGCCAGGAGAAGCUGGAGAUGCUCGCUGCACGUUUUGACCGCAAAGCGGCUAUGCGGGAAACAUGGCUGAGUGAGAACCAGAGGCUAGUGUCCCAGGACAAUUUUGGAACUGACUUGGGAGCAGUGGAAGCUGCCACCCGUAAACAUGAGGCAAUUGAGACAGAUAUUGGGGCAUAUUGGGAGCGUGUGGCUGCUGUAGAGGCUGUUGCCAAAGAGCUGGAUGCAGAAUCAUACCAUGAUGUGCGGCGUAUACUUGCAAGAAGGGAUAAUGUGCUUCGACUCUGGGAAUACCUGAAGGAGCUUCUGGCUGCGCGCAGAGAGCGGCUGAAUGCUCAUCGUGACCUACAGAGACUGUUUCAAGAGAUGCGCUAUAUCAUGGACUGGAUGGCAGACAUGAAGAGUCGUCUGCAGUCUCAGGACACCGGUAAACAUUUGCAUGAUGUCUUAGACUUACUGCAGAAACACACUCUGGUAGAGGCUGACACUUCAGCUCAGGCAGAGAGGAUCAAGGCAGUGCAGGGAGCUGCAAAGCGCUUCACUUCCUAUGAACAGGCCUACAAACCGUGUGAGCCAGGACUAGUUGGUGAGAAGGUUGAACUGCUGGGUCGAGCCUAUGAGGAGCUUGGCCAGCUUGCUGGGUCACGCAGAGAGCGCCUGGAGGACUCGCGCCGUCUGUGGCAGUUCCUCUGGGAUCUUGGAGAGGAAGCAGCCUGGAUCAGAGAGCAAGAGCAGAUCCUGGCCAGUGGAGACUGUGGCCGUGACCUCACUUCUGCCCUUCACCUGCUCAGUAAACAUGAGGCUUUCAGGGAUGAGAUGGCAGCCCGCUAUGGCCCCCUGAGUAACAGCAUUGCUGCUGGGGAAACUUUGGUUAAGGAGGGACAUUCUGGAGCUCCAGAGGUCACAGAGAGGAUUGACGACAUCCAAGCUCAGUGGGCACAUCUGGAGGAGACAACUAAGCUCAGAGAGCAGAGGCUGAAGGAAGCAGUGGCCCUGCAUCAGUUCCAAACAGAUGCCAAUGACAUGGAGGCAUGGAUCAUGGAGACUCUGAGACAGGUGUCCAGUCAGGAGGUGGGCCACGAUGAAUUCUCCACCCAAACUCUAGCACGCAAGCAGAGGGAAAUAGAAGAGGAGAUCCAGAGCCACCAUCCCGUAAUCGACUCCCUGCACGAGCAGGUCCAAGCACUGCCCCAGGCCUAUAUAAAUUUCCCACAGGUGGAUGGGCGUCUGCCUGCCAUUGAGCAGAGCUAUGAAGAACUGAAAUCUCUGUCAGUAGCUCGUCGCCAGGCCCUGGAAGGUGCCCUGGCCCUCUACCGCAUGUUCAGUGAGGCUGGUGCCUGCCAGCUCUGGGUGGAAGAAAAGGAGCAGUGGUUGUAUGGCAUGGAGAUCCCAACCAAACUGGAGGACUUGGAGGUGGUGCAGCAGAGAUUUGAGACACUAGAACCUGAGAUGAACAACCUAGGCAGUCGUGUCAAUGAUGUGAACCUUGUGGCCGAGCAGCUGCUGAUCUCCGACAACUGUAACAAAGACCAAAUCCACCAGACCCGAGACCAGCUGGACAACAGAUGGAAGGAGUUCCAGCAACUUGCUGAUCAAAAGAAACAAGCCCUAGAGUCGGCCCUUAACAUCCAGAACUACCACCUGGAGUGUAAUGAGAUCCAAACCUGGAUGAGGGAAAAGACCAAAGUUAUUGAAUCCACUCAGAGCUUGGGCAAUGACCUGGCUGGAGUGAUGGCUCUACAACGCAAACUGACUGGCAUGGAGAGAGACCUGGAGGCUAUUGAGGGCAAAUUGGAUGACCUGAGAAAUGAGGCAAAGAAGCUGGCCGAGGAACAUCCAGAUCAGGCUGGAGAGAUUCAAGGACGCCUGGCAGGGAUUCAGGAUGUGUGGGAAGAGUUGAACGCCACCAUGAAACGACGUGAGGAGUCAUUGGGUGAAGCCAGCAAAUUGCAGGGCUUCCUGAGGGACCUGGAUGACUUUCAGUCCUGGCUGUCCCGCACCCAGACAGCCGUGGCCUCAGAGGACAUUCCCACUUCUCUGCCUGAGGCGGAGAGUUUGCUAGCACAGCAUGAGAGCAUCAAGAAUGAGGUGGAUAACUAUAAGGAGGACUAUGAAAAGAUGCGAGCGGUUGGUGAAGAGGUGACCCAAGGUCAAACAGAUGCCCAGCACAUGUUCUUGGCUCAGAGGCUCCAGGCCUUGGAUACUGGCUGGCAUGAGUUACGUCGCAUGUGGGAGAACCGUCACAGUCUUUUGGCUCAAGCCUUUGACUUCCAGACUUUCUUGAGAGAUGCAAAGCAGGCAGAGGCUUUCCUCAACAGCCAGGAGUAUGUGCUGUCCCACACAGAGAUGCCUACCAGUCUUCAGGGAGCAGAGGAGGCCAUUAAGAAGCAUGAGGAUUUCCUCACCACCACAGAGGCCAGCGAGGAGAAGAUAACUGGUGUGGUGGAGGCUGGACGGCGCCUCAUUAAUGACUGUAAUGCAAACUCUGAUAAGAUCCAGGAAAAAGUUGAUUCCAUCCAGGAAAGGCAUCUUAAGAAUAAGGAGGAUGCAAAUGAAUUGCUGACAAAGCUUAAGGAUAACCGUGAACUGCAACACUUCCUUCAAGAUGGACAGGAGCUCACAUUGUGGAUCAAUGAGAAGAUGCUGACAGCUCAGGACAUGUCAUAUGACGAGGCCAGAAAUCUUCACAGCAAGUGGCAGAAACACCAGGCCUUCAUGGCAGAGCUGGCCUCUAACAAAGACUGGCUUGACAAAAUCGAUAAGGAGGGUCAGGCGCUGGUGGCAGAGAAGCCAGAGCUGAAACCUAUUGUCCAGCAGACCCUGGAGGACCUACAGCGUCAUUGGGAGGAGUUGGAGGGCACCACCCGCACCAAGGCUCAGUGCUUGUUUGAUGCUAACCGGGCAGAGCUCUUCACACAGAGCUGCUCUGCUUUGGAUGUCUGGCUGAAAAAUCUUGAGGGUCAGCUGCACAGUGACGACUAUGGCAAGGAUUUGACAAGUGUGAACAUCCUGCUCCAGAAGCAUCAGAUGCUGGAGAACCAGAUGGAUGUCCGGGAGAAGGAGGUGCAGUCGCUGCAAUCUCAGGCCCUGGCCCUGUCUCAGGAAGAUGCUGGACUUGCUGAAGUAGAUGGUCAGCAAAGGCGUGUCACUGACAACUUUUCCAAUCUUCAGGAACCUCUCCAGCUGAGGAGACAGAAACUGCUCGCUUCCAAAGAGGCACACCAGUUCAACAGAGAUCUAGAGGAUGAAAUUCUAUGGGUGAAAGAGAGGAUGCCUUUGGCGACCUCCACAGACCAUGGAAAAGACCUGCCAACAGUACAGCUGCUAAUCAAGAAGAACCAGACAUUGCAGAAGGAGAUCCAGGGCCAUCAGCCUCGCAUUGAUGACAUCCACAGACGAGGGCAAACUCAAAGCCAGGUAGAUGGUGACAGACAGUCUGCCCUUGAUGAGCGCCUUGUUGAGCUUAAGGAUCUCUGGGACCAGCUGAUUGCCGAGACAGACAAGCGUCAUGCCCGUCUAAUAGAGGCCAAUCGCGCACAGCAGUUCUAUGCUGAUGCAGCCGAAGCAGAGGCCUGGAUGGGAGAGCAGGAGCUACACAUGAUGUCAGAGGAAAAGGCUAAGGAUGAGCAAGGUGCACUAGUGAUGGUCAAGAAGCACCAGAUCCUGGAACAGGCACUUGAAGACUACGCCCAGACUAUACACCAGCUAGCCAACAGCAGCCGACUCAUGGUCACCAGUGAACACCCAGAGAGCGAGAGAAUCAACUUACGACAAGCCCAAGUUGACAAGCUGUACGCAGGAUUGAAAGACCUUGCUGAGGAGCGUCGUGGACGUCUUCAGGAGAGGCUGCGGCUGACCCAGCUGAAGCGGGAGGUGGAUGACCUGGAACAGUGGAUUGCCGAAAGGGAGGUGGUUGCUGGCUCACAUGAACUAGGACAGGACUAUGAGCAUGUCACAAUGCUGAGAGACAAGUUCCGGGAGUUUGCUCGGGACACUAGCACCAUUGGCCAAGAACGUGUAGAUGGUGUAAAUGGGCUGGCAGAUGACCUGAUUGAAUCGGGUCAUCCGGAGAAUGCCAGUGUGGCUGAGUGGAAGGAUGGGCUUAAUGAAGCCUGGGCUGAUUUGCUGGAGCUGAUUGACACACGCACACAGAUGCUGGCAGCCUCCUAUGAGCUGCACCGUUUCCAUCAGGAUGCCAUGGAGGUGCUCGGACGUGUUAAGGAGAAGAGGGAGGCGUUGCCCACUGAGCUUGGCCGUGAUCUGAACACUGUCCAGCAUCUACACAGACAGCACAACACUUUUGAACAUGACAUCCAGGCCCUCAGUGGACAGGUGAACCAGGUGCAAGAUGAUGCAGCACGGCUGCAGAAGGCCUACGCUGGAGAGAAAGCUGAUGACAUUAACAGGAGUGAACAUGCUGUGACGUCUGCGUGGGAGGGCUUGCUUGAGGCUGGUCAGGCCCGCAGGAUCCUCCUGCAGGACACUGUGGAGAAGUUCCGUUUCUUCAACAUGGUGCGAGACCUCAUGCUCUGGAUGGAUGGUGUCAACCUACAGAUUGAUGCACAUGAUAGCCCCAGGGAUGUAUCCUCUGCGGGGUUGGUCAUUGCCAAUCAUCAGGACAUCAAGUCAGAGAUUGAGACCAGAGCAGACAGUUUCACUGCCUGUAUUGAGAUGGGAAAUACUCUCAUCAACAAUAAUCACUAUGCAGCUGAUGAGAUCCGUGAGAAACUUGUGCAACUCCAAGAAAAGAGAGACAAGAUCAACAAAAAGUGGCAAGACAAGAUGGACCAUUUACAAAUUGUGCUGGAGGUGUUGCAAUUUGGACGCGAUGCUUAUGUGGCAGAGUCUUGGUUGGCAGGGCAAGAACCUCUCGUGCGAACAGCAGAGCUGGGCUCAAAUGUGGAUGAGGUGGAAAGUCUAAUUAAGCGGCAUGAGGCCUUUGAGAAACUUGCUGCUUCCUGGGAGGAGCGCUUUGUUCUGCUGGAGAAACUCACUACACUGGAGGAACAGGAGAUGCAGAGGAGGCGAGAGGAAGAGGAGAGGGCACGGCGACCCCCAACACCACCCCCAACAGUUGAAGUGGCACAAUCUGAGACAGAAAGUCAAGCACAUGAUUCUGCAGCCAGAACCAGUCUGGACCAGACAACACUCAAUCAGUCAGUGUCAGUGAAUGGAGUACACAGCGACGACACAUCUCAGGGCUCGGAGUCAGAGUCAGUGAACGGACCAGGUAGAGACAGCGGGCUGGCAUCCUCUCGUCUUGAUCCGUCUGCCACAUUACCGAGCAGGGGUGGAGCAGAGUCUGAGCCAGAAACCAUGGAGGGCAUGCUCUGUCGAAAACAAGAGAUGGAGUCCCACAUGAAAAAGGCAGCUACCAGGUCCUGGCAGAAUGUUUACUGCGUCCUAAGAAAAGGAAGUCUUGGUUUCUAUAAAGACGGCAAGAGCGCUAGCAAUGGCAUUCCAUACCACGGAGAGGUACCCAUCAGCCUCGGAGAGGCUGUUUGUGAGGUAGCUCAUGACUAUAAGAAGAGGAAAAAUGUAUUUAAGCUCAGGCUAGGAGAUGGAAAAGAAUACCUGUUCCAAGCAAAGGAUGAGGCGGAAAUGAGCUCCUGGAUCCGUUCCAUCCUCGGCUCCAUUCCAACAGGAGCAGGAGACUCACCUGGUGGUCCGCGGGCCCUCAGCCGUGCCAUGACCAUGCCUCCCAUCUCCCCCGGGUCAGGUGAUACAGGAGGUGUUACCAUGCGCAACAAAGAUGGCAAAGAGAGGGAUCGUGAGAAGAGGUUCAGCUUCUUUGGCAAGAAAAAAUAGAACAUUUGUAAAAUUAUCGAUGGAAACUACAUUUGUCAAAAUUUCAACAAACUGAAACAGGCAGAAAGGAAAGUACAAACAGGUCAUACAAACACACUGCUCACAGUGCAGGCCCCAAGGAAUUUGUCAACAGCUGCUGUAUGUGGCUUCCAGAGAACUUUGUUUCUUUUCUUUCUUUCUGAUUCUCUCCCUCACCGGUUUUUAUCUGUCAUUUACUUUUUUUCGUUCGCCCAUAUUCCACAUUUUAUUGCACCCAACAAUGAAAGCCCUCAUCCAAAGGCAAUUUCAGCCAAUCAGCAGAGCUUCUUAGUCUGAGUCACUAACACAGCCAAGUUGUUGGAGGUGCGGUUGGCAUUAGCAGGGAUCCUGCCUCAGUUCAGGGCCAAUCCACCAAAUCGGCUCCUCUUCAGCAUGAAUAUUUUCUCUCCAGUGAGUCUUGACUAGCUGAGCUGUUUUGAUGCUGUGUCACUAAUAUAAUGAUGGAUGGUGGCUUUCCUCUGUGGUGCACUCUGGUUUUAGUUCCCCACUUCUUAAGCUCUCUCUUUGAGAAGGAUUACAUCAGUCUCUUUUUCUGUUCUUGGUAUUGAUGUUAUUAACCUGACCAAUAUUAUUGCUAUUAUUAUUAUUAUUAUUAUUAUUAUUAUUAUUUAUCUUUUGCUAUUGCUGGUUUGAUAAAACAAACUAAUUAAUUUGACAAUAGAUCAUCUUGAUUCAUGUUGUGGAGAGAAACACAUUUGGUUAAAGUAGUGGAGAAUGUUGGGCUUGCCCUUGUAUGUAUUAUUAUUAUUAUUAUUAUUUUUUAGGAAUGACAGUUCAUGAGGUGUUUUGAAAAAAAUAAAAUAAAGCUCAUUUGAUUUUAGCAGUGUGCAGUAAGUGAUCACAAGUUUCAUUGGGAAAAUGAUAUAUAUAUAUAUAUAUUUAAUAAGUGGUUUUAUUUUUUAUUUUAUCUAAUUUUGCCUGUAUUUGAUUAUUUCUUGGAGUGAUCUUUUCUGCUUGAUUUUCAACUUUCUUUUUGUCUGUACAAAGCAGAGAAGAUUAGUUUUCUAGUGUGUGUGUGUGUGUGCGUGUGUGUGUGUGUGUGUGUGUGUGUAUGCGCGUGUGUGAGUUGUGGUGCUGUGGAUUUUGCACGUUUAUGUUAUUCCUGAUCAAACGUGGCCAGAUGGACGCUGCUUUUCGGUACGGGAACACAGACGAAAACCAGACCCAAAACACAACAUAAUAUAACUGGAAUGAUCUUAUGAAAACUAGCUUUUCUUUGCUUUUGAUUUUAUUAUUUGUAAGCUGACCAAUGAAGUUUCUCAAGAUGGUUUCAUUAUUUCUGUUUCAGUCUUCUAAUAUCUUUUUCCAUUCUCUAUCUACUGGUGUGAAGGCAUGGGGGCAGUUUGUAGAUAAAAAAGCUGAAGCACAUCUUGUGUGACAGACUGCACGGACACAAGCAGGACAGACGGACAGCUGACAGGUCUCAUUACAGGUGAAGUGAGGGCUGUGGAAGUGAGAAUAGAUAGGCAGUGAAGAGAGAGAGAGAGAGAGAGAGAGAGGUGUACUGAGCCUUACUUGAACCCACAAGAGAUACACUAAAUCCAACCUCCAUUUAAACAGUCCUUAAAGGAAGUUUUAGAGUAUGAAGAGAAUGUUAAAAUGUGCCCUGUGGCAAUGAUCUAAUAUAUGUCAGUGGAUUUUAUAUGCAGGUACUAUAUGUAGACUGAAUUAGAAAAGAGUAAGUAUGACAGGCUCUGCUCUCUAGCAGAGUGAGUAGUCCUGAAUUCUCUUACCUGAGCCUUGCGUUCCUGCAGAUGUGGCAUGACUUCGUGUGGGUUUGUGCUUGUAUGUGUCUCAUCAUUGCCAUCAAUUCUCUUCUGUGUUGAUGUACUCUGAAAAGACAAGAUCACUUCAUAUUCAGGGCUGGAGAGCAACAUAAUAUGUGAUCGACAUUUACGAUAAUCCAAAACAAGAUCAAAAUAAUCCAGUAUAUGAUAGUUGUUUAUUAUUCUCCUCACAUACUGUACAUGUUUGAAAUGAGAAGGGCAUUUACAGUAUAUUGUGAGACUGUAGGCAGUAGAGUAAUUUUAUAUAAAUAUGUUGACACCACUGAGUUGGUUGCUGAUGACUAUAAUUAUUGUCAGUGUCAAUUUGCCUUUUCUUACUGCCAAAAUGCAACAAGAAGUAACUGGAUAACAAUUCUGAAUUGAAGAGUUUUACUGGUUGCAGGUAAUCAGUUAUUUGUAAUUUAUUACGUCUUGAAAGUAACUCUUUAAAAGCUGGUGAUUGCAUGGUUGUGUAGACCACUCUUUAGAGGGCUGAUCGGUUCGCAAGAAUGUCCCACCAAACUGCUGUGUAAACACAGAUAGCUGGAAGUAAACUUGCAUUUGGUUGCACUGGUUUAAACUGUAUAAACAGGUUGGCCUUAUUUUCCAGUCCCAAAUGAAUGUGGAACCGGUGGGACCAUUGCUCAAAUCAAAGACCCUCCAAAUCAGAGAAAAAAAGUUAUCUCAUCAUCCAGACUAAUGACUGUACCUGGUCCAAACUUUAUCAAACUGACUGCCUCGUCUCUGUCAGUGAGAUUUUGGAUCCUGGAUGUGUGACAGAGCUCCCAGUUUCAGUCCAGUUUAAGUAAACUAAACUAUGAUCUGGGAAGUUAAUAAGGUCAUUGCAUACAUAAGUGAGCCGGUGCAGUUCAUUGUGCACAAUUUCAAAUGGAGGUGUCAUUCUUCCCUAAUGAAUGAGCUAUUUUUAGCAACAAUUUCUACCUUAUCUGUGCUCUGGAUAUCAGGCACAGCAUCCAGCUGAUGGAGGGUAGUUCAAGUUUAAAGGUCACACAGUGUAUUUUCUUAUCAGCUCAUUUGAAUGUGAAUGAUUCAAAUUAGUUUGGCCAAAUUGGUCACGUGAAGCAAAAAUACUUGAUAUCACAUGAGCGCUCUCUCUCUUUCACACACAACACAUUCGCACAUAAAUACUGUACUGUAUGUUUAAUGCAGAACGACCCUGGCGAUCCAGUCCUGUGGAAAUGUCCUCAGCUGGCUGUGAUUCGAUGUUGCAUACGGCAUCCUUUUAAAAUAACAUUGUGUUACUGGUGAGCUUUGACCAGGAGAUGGAAAGUAUGUAUUAUCAAUGUCAAAGAGAUGAGUUUUUUGGUUUUGAGAGUACUUGUGACAAUGGGGUACUUAAUGAAGAAGAAGAAGAA
This is a messenger RNA of Scomber japonicus (chub mackerel), 10705 nucleotides long. RefSeq names its product spectrin beta chain, non-erythrocytic 1 (gene sptbn2). The transcript has 38 exons. The record is from RefSeq and is a predicted model, not a curated record. Lineage: Eukaryota; Metazoa; Chordata; Actinopteri; Scombriformes; Scombridae. The coding region runs from base 511 to 7524 and encodes 2337 amino acids. Gene Ontology annotation, biological process: actin cytoskeleton organization. Gene Ontology annotation, cellular component: plasma membrane; cell projection; spectrin. Gene Ontology annotation, molecular function: structural constituent of cytoskeleton; phospholipid binding; actin filament binding.